Pongo pygmaeus (Bornean orangutan) is the source of this 1080-nucleotide messenger RNA. RefSeq names its product nudix hydrolase 5 (gene NUDT5). The coding region runs from base 302 to 952 and encodes 216 amino acids. Gene Ontology annotation, molecular function: ADP-ribose diphosphatase activity. NCBI's taxonomy places the organism in Eukaryota, Metazoa, Chordata, Mammalia, Primates, Hominidae. The record is from RefSeq and is a predicted model, not a curated record. Gene Ontology annotation, cellular component: nucleus. The transcript is spliced from 10 exons. Gene Ontology annotation, biological process: ribose phosphate metabolic process; nucleoside phosphate metabolic process.
GGAGGAGGGCGCGCGCCCAUCCUUUUAGCACCGCGAGAGGCGCUGGUGUUUCGAGCCGUGGCACCGGCAUCGGCUGACACUGGUGCUUUCAGCUAGUUAUUUCGUCCUCUUCCGUUCUUCACCCCUACACCUUGGAAAUCUGUGGAUUGCUGCACAAUACUGUUUGCCUUUGAAGCUGAUUGCAUUCCAAAGAAAUACUCUCUUUUAGCGGCCAGGCAUGGUGGUGCACGCCUGUAAUCCCAGCACUUUGGGAGGCUGAGGGCGAACUUCUCACCUGAGGGCUGUAAAGACUAGUUUGAAAAUGGAGAGCCAAGAACCAACGGAAUCUUCUCAGAAUGGCAAACAGUAUAUCAUUUCAGAGGAGUUAAUUUCAGAAGGAAAAUGGGUCAAGCUUGAAAAAACAACGUACAUGGAUCCUACUGGUAAAACUAGAACUUGGGAAUCAGUGAAACGUACAACCAGGAAAGAACAGACUGCGGAUGGUGUCGCGGUCAUCCCCGUGCUGCAGAGAACGCUUCACUAUGAGUGUAUUGUUCUGGUGAAACAGUUCCGACCACCAAUGGGGGGCUACUGCAUAGAGUUCCCUGCAGGUCUCAUAGAUGAUGGCGAAACCCCAGAAGCAGCUGCUCUCCGGGAGCUUGAAGAAGAAACUGGCUACAAAGGGGACGUUGCCGAAUGUUCUCCAGCGGUCUGUAUGGACCCAGGCUUGUCAAACUGUACCGUACACAUCGUGACAGUCACCAUUAACGGAGAUGAUGCCGAAAAUGCAAGGCCGAAGCCGAAGCCAGAAUUUGUGGAAGUCAUUUCUUUACCCAAGAAUGACCUGCUGCAGAGACUCGAUGCUCUGGUAGCUGAAGAACAUCUCACAGUGGACGCCAGGGUCUAUUCCUACGCUCUAGCACUGAAACAUGCAAAUGCAAAGCCAUUUGAAGUGCCCUUCUUGAAAUUUUAAGGCCAAAUAUGACACUGGCCAUUUUUGUAAACGAGACCACCAGGCCUUCUUCACUAAGACUUUGUAUUCAACUUAGUUUAAUGUAGAUUUGCCAUUAGCUUUUUCGUAAAAUAAAAGCACAGAACAGA